Molecule: messenger RNA, 2722 nt
Organism: Effrenium voratum
Lineage: Eukaryota; Dinophyceae; Suessiales; Symbiodiniaceae
Source: the annotation of a GenBank genome assembly
AUCUCCGAAACAAAUCUCAGGCUUAGAGGGUAAAUGGCUUGCAGCCAUGCUGCGAUCCUGGUCAACUGCGGCCUUGGAACAUGCGCAGACCAGAGGUUCCGGCGAUUCAGAUGGAAGUCAGGAUCUCAGCAUCUCGGAGGAAGAGGAUGAAGAGGACGGCGAAGCUGCCUCGCAGACAGGCUUAUGCUUUCGCAUUGGCCUUUGGAUCGGAUAUAUGCUCCCCACUUGGGGCCACCUCAGUCUGGCCAACGUGGGACGCUCCUGGGCAGCCGGGGCCUUUGCCUUGUGGCAUUGCUAUCUUUUCUUGGCCAUUGCCAUAGUCCUCUUCAUCAACUGCGCCGCUGCGGUGCUGCGAUGCUACAUCAACUGGUACGCAUUCCUGCGCCAUCCCUAUCUAAGUCAAUUUCGGGUGGUGACUCUCUUCCUCGGCGCCUUUUUCAGGUCCUUCCUUCUGGUCAGCGUCACCAGCGAUAUUUUGCGAUUUGCCUACUUGCUUUGUGUGGAUGCAUGGCGCGCAGACGCCUUUGAGGCGUACCGGCGAAUGCUGGUUAGCGACGCCUGGGAAGAGCUGAAAGCGGGCUCGUUUUAUUGGCAGGGCUGGUCUCCGGUCCUCACUCGUCGCCAGAAGGCCUUCGACAUCAUUUUUCAGUGCAUCAUUUACAUCACGCUGGACAUCAUGCCGGUUGUCUUGUUCUUCGCAGCGCUCUCCUCUGACUUGCUCACCCACGUACGAGUUUGCGAGGUCUGCCUAGGCAUCGCCAUGUUUCACCUGUUCGCCUUCUACUUCCUUUGGCUCUGCGGAGAGGUCACACUAAAGGUGAGGUGCUUCCGCCGUGCCUGGCGAUCUGCCCGCGCAGUGGACUUGCAGCGGGGUCAAUCAGUCAUUCAGAACACCGUGAACGCGAACAUUUGGAUUCCAACGCAGAUGCAGUUCGAGAAUCCCGAUGCGGAGCGCCGAUCGAUUUGUGUGGCUCUGUGCACUAUCUUCCACUGGGUUGAGUACCUCUUCCCGGCCUUGGUGGGGCUGAUCACAUGCGUCGCAGGCUUCCUGCUGAACAAGCAGCGCAUGGCAGAAGUAGGCGUACUCGCCACCAUUCUGACGUUGUUUGUCAUGGCUGGUACGCACAAGGCCUUGGAUCAAAUGACGGACGAUGAGAAGUGCGUUCCCCUGUGCGUCAAGCGCUUCUUCCGCCAUCCUCAAGUCCUGCAACGUUGGGGUGAGAAGUGGUGUCGCCUCAACUUCUACGCGCAGAAGCGGCAGCGUUUCCCCUUCGCGGUGACCAUUGUCCUUUCCGCGGCCGUCUUUGGUGCCUUCGGCUUCCUGGCGCUAACCUCCCUCUGCAUGGGCCUGAUGCUGUUCAUGUGCCUGCGCCUUCUUUGGAUGCGCUUCGAGGGCAACUGCGGAUGGCUCUGGGGCUUUUUGGAGUUUGUGGCUGAGUUCUUGCUGCUGAACUACAUCAUACUGGCGACUGCACAUGAGCCUAUGCGGGAUGCGCUGGUGAUAGGCGUGCUUUGCGCGAUGCGCCAGUUCGGCUUCCAACGUGAGAUUAGUGCCGGCGAACGGGUGCGCCUGGCGAGUAUGAUGAUCCUGGGCUUGGUUCAUAUCUUCCUGAUGUGCCUUGUGUGCUUCGCCCUCGAAACCGUCUACCAGGACCAGAACUGGAGCGCGUUCGGCGCAUCCAUGAACACAACCACCUUCUACCCCAUUCAGAGUCAUCCUGUUCGCUCUUACGAAAUGUACCCCCUGUGCCUUUCCCGGUUUCCUGCGGGGCGGGAUGAGCUGAGCGUAGCGGAUUUCGGGCUUAUGGCAUCGCUCACCUACGAGCCUCCAUCACGUGUGGGGGAGGGCUUGCGGCACUACUUCCCUGGCUGGCACGUGGAGAAGAAGCCGGACAGUGCUGGGAGCAUGAACUGGGUUCGCUUUGUCAUGUUCACCACAGACGACAACAGCACCACGGUCAUCGCGGUGCGAGGCACCUUGGAUUCUCUGGAUGUGCUACAUGAUGUAACUCUCUGGCUGGUGCCGGCCGUCAUGCAGAUCUUCAACUUCUUUUCGCCAGACAUCACGAACGGAGUCUGGGGUGUUGCCAUUGCCAGGAACUCGGAUAGGAUCCCGUUGUCCACCAUUAACCAGCAACAGACCUUCCGAUCUGUGCUUUAUGCCGCAAAGUUCAUGAUGAAGGAAUACCCGAACAGGCUCUACUACCUCGCGGGCCACUCUUUGGGGGGCGGAGUUGCCAAGCUCGUGGAACUGGAGCUGAGUCAAGAGCUUCGUCAGACAGGCCCCCCACCUCUCACAAUGGCAUUUGCUGCUCCAGGCGUAUUUCACUCGGCCUUCGUGCUGUUCGGUGACCAGCCAGAGAGCUUCGAAGGUCUGGAAUCCAUGAAGGAGGAGAUGGCCACCUUCACGGUUAUGCCACAUCAUGACAUCGUCUCGAAGAUCGAUGUGCAGAAGGGCAACAUACUGCGAGCCCCAUGCAAGGGCAGUGCUUUGCAAUGCCAUAGCAUUUAUCGCACACUUUGGUUUAUGUUCAAGCAGUGUGGCUCUAUGACCCGGAAGAACCUCACCGUGCCAUGCGGAUGGACUGCGGAAGCUCCGUGCUUGGACCAGCCAUGAGGAAACAAAUCGGAAGGCUUUCCGAGCUUCCCUCUUUCGGUUAAUGCUGGAAGGCCCAAAGUGGCUGUGACUCACACAUUUUGGCGGACUCAUUGAUUGAAUUCC